UCUUCCGGCAUGGCUGAGCAGAAGCGAACACAGAGUGAGCAGGCGACCAGUGUGCCGGCGAACGGGGGACCGCGAACAGUUGCCGACAUGUCGCCCACCAAGGAGGAUGAUCUUCCCGAACGGGGGAACUGGGUUGGAAAAACUGGACUUUAUUAUGUCAUGCGUCGGUUAUGCCAUCGGCUUAGGAAAUGUCUGGAGGUUUCCAUACCUGUGCUACAAGAACGGAGGAGGUGCUUUUCUAAUACCAUAUCUACUUACAUUGUUCUUAGCUGGAAUUCCAACUUUCUUACUUGAAACAUCUUUAGGCCAAUUCUUAAGCAUAGGAGGGCUUGGAGUGUGGAAAAUAUGUCCCCUAUUCAAAGGCGUAGGUUAUGCAGCGGCAGUAAUGGCUUUUUGGCUAAACACAUACUACAUCGUUGUUCUAUCGUGGGCCCUUUACUAUAUUUUCAAUUCUCUACGGUGGGAUGUCUUAUGGAGGACUUGCGACAACUGGUGGAACACAGAGAGAUGCCAUUCAGAAUAUGACAGCGUCCUCAACUGUACCAAUGGUGUCUGCUCUGGAAAUGCUACACUGCCAGCAAACUACUCAAGUCCAGUCAAAGAAUAUUGGGAACGCAAUGUACUUCAAAUUACACCUGGACUUGGAGAACCUGGCGAAGUGCGAUGGCCGCUGGCUGGAACAUUAGCUCUGGCUUGGAUUCUUUGCUAUUUCUGCAUAUGGAAAGGAGUCAAAUGGACAGGAAGGGUGGUGUAUUUCACAGCUUUGUUUCCAUAUUUAUUACUAUUUAUUCUUCUCAUCAGAGGGGUGACUCUUCCUGGAGCUGGAGACGGCAUUCUCUUCUACAUUUGGCCUAAUAUGAGCAAACUCGGUGAUUCUCAGGUAUGGAUUGAUGCUGCUACGCAAAUCUUUUUCUCUUAUGGUCUCGGUUUAGGAUCGCUGAUUGCCUUAGGAAGCUACAACAAGUACAGCAAUAAUGUGUACAGAGACUCUCUGAUUGUUUCAUGCAUCAACAGUGGUACUUCUAUGUUCGCCGGGUUUGUGAUCUUUUCCGUCGUGGGUUUCAUGGCUCAUGAGCAGAACAAACCCGUCAGCGAAGUAGCUGCCUCAGGUCCUGGCUUGGCUUUCCUGGCAUAUCCUUCUGCAGUGUUGAAGCUCCCUAUAUCUCCUUUGUGGGCUGUGCUGUUUUUCCUCAUGAUAUUAAUGUUAGGUCUUGACAGUCAGUUCUGUACAAUGGAAGGCUUCAUCACAGCUGUUGUAGACGAAUGGCCCCGACUGCUCAGGCCUCAUAAAGAACUGUUCAUUGCUGGAGUUUGUGUUAUAUCAUACAUUAUGGGUCUCUGUUUUGUAACUCAGGGUGGAAUGUACGUGUUUCAACUAUUUGAUUAUUACGCAGCAAGCGGGAUCUCACUAUUGUUUUUAAUAUUUUUUGAAGUUGUGUCGAUCUCCUGGUCUUACGGAGUGAAUCGCUAUUAUGACAAUCUUCGCGACAUGUUAGGCUACUAUCCAUGCUUCUGGUGGAAACUAUGUUGGGUUUUCUUCACACCCUGUGUUUGUGGGGGAGUGUUUUUAUUCAGUAUGGUGCAGUACAAACCUCUCGAUUACAUUGGAUACAUAUAUCCAUGGUGGGGAGAGUUCAUUGGUUGGUUACUUGGUCUGUCAUCCAUGCUUUGUAUACCAGGAUAUGCUUUGUACAAAUAUUUUACAGCUACAGGGACUUUCCGAGAGCGAAUGAAAAAUUUAUGUCGACCGGACAUAAACAUACAAGAAGAAAUCAGGAAGCGAAAGAUUCGUGAAGACGGCAUGAGCUCCGUAACUUCAGUUUAAACAGAUUUUUCUGAACUCUAGCCAUUGUUGCCGAGAGAAGAAUUUUACUCUGCGCAUGCCCGAGCACUUAGUUCAUGUAAAGCAUAAGGUCAACAAAGCCGAACCAUCUGUUCAGAAACCCAAUACGGAAAAAUAAAAAAGAUCGUCGUGGAGUUUUUUCUUCCAAACGAUAGCUGUUGUCGUUCAUCGGAACGGUUCAAUUAAAAAAUUUGGUGUCGCGGAUGUGGUUGUUUUCGGGAAGCAUUCAAUUCUUUCUUUUUUUAUUGACUUUUACUAUAUCUAGUUUCACGAGUCAUCUUGGCACUCAUCUAAGCAGGGAACAAGGCAGCGGGAAAAAUCGUGUCAUUUUACUCUCUCGGGACAAAGUGGUAAUAAGGAAAAAAAAUUUCAUAGUUAUUUCAUGGUUUGGAGUCGAUGUAAAUACGUAUACUCGAACUGCUUCUGUGGACUUUCGUGGCUGAUAGAAAAUAGAGAUGUCACUCAUCCUCUUACAUCGUAGCUAGUACUUUCCAAAGAUUAUCUCAGACUCAUUAAAACUUUUUAUUUUCUAAAUCCAAUCAAAUGUGUUGAUGGAUCUGUAUUUAAGAAAUAAAUAAAUUAUGUAAUUUUUCUUCGUGA
This is a messenger RNA of Uloborus diversus, 2443 nucleotides long. It is a transcript of the gene Gat, whose product is annotated as sodium- and chloride-dependent GABA transporter 1-like. Bases 107 to 1825 code for a protein of 572 amino acids. Gene Ontology annotation, biological process: sodium ion transmembrane transport. Lineage: Eukaryota; Metazoa; Arthropoda; Arachnida; Araneae; Uloboridae. The transcript has 13 exons. The record is from RefSeq and is a predicted model, not a curated record. Gene Ontology annotation, cellular component: membrane.